Messenger RNA from Asparagus officinalis (garden asparagus), 1735 nucleotides. RefSeq names its product beta-glucosidase 11-like. Gene Ontology annotation, biological process: carbohydrate metabolic process. NCBI's taxonomy places the organism in Eukaryota, Viridiplantae, Streptophyta, Magnoliopsida, Asparagales, Asparagaceae. The record is from RefSeq and is a predicted model, not a curated record. The transcript has 13 exons. The coding region runs from base 143 to 1582 and encodes 479 amino acids. Gene Ontology annotation, molecular function: beta-glucosidase activity.
AAAAAAAAGUAAGGCACAGAGUAGCUAGCUCAGCCUGGGACUCAAAAAAGGAUGUGGGUGCUGUGGCUUGCGUUGCUGCUCCUGGGCACAGCAGUGUUGGUGGUGGGCGAGGGAGAUGAGUGCAGUGAGGAGCUGAGGAGAGAUGAGUUCCCUCAGCACUUCACUUUUGUGCUCUGGCAUCUCAGCUUACCAGGUGGAAGGAGCAGCAGCUGAGGAUGGCAGGAGCCCGAGCAUAUGGGACACCUUUGUUCAUAAUGGGCAUGCGCCGGGAAGGAGUAACGGGGAUGUAGCCUCAGAUGGGUAUCACAAAUACAAGGAGGAUGUCAGGUUGAUGAAGGAAACAGGGCUGGAAGGAUACAGGUUCUCUAUUUCCUGGUCAAGGCUGAUUCCUAAUGGGAGAGGAGAUGUAAAUCCCAAAGGCUUAGAAUAUUACAACAACCUCAUCGAUGAGCUAAUUACUCAUGGAAUUCAGCCUCAUGUCACUCUUUUCCACUAUGAUCUCCCUCAAGUUCUAGAAGAUGAAUAUCAAGGAUGGUUGAGCCCAAGGAUUGUGGGUGAUUUCACAGAGUAUGCAAAUGUGUGCUUUGGAGAGUUCGGAGAUAGGGUCUCACAUUGGACAACCUUAAAUGAACCAAAUGUGAUGGCAGCUGGAGGUUAUGAUACCGCCAUUUUCCCACCCGGGAGGUGCUCUUACCCCUUCGGCGCCUCCAAUUGCUCCCAUGGUGACUCUGUUCAUGAGCCUUACAUUGUUGCUCAUAACUUCCUACUAGCACAUAGCUCAGUGUACUCACUUUAUAAGAGAAAAUAUCAGGCCGAGCAACAAGGAUCAGUAGGCAUAAACAUCUUUAUAUACCAUUAUGUGCCCAAAACCAAUUCAAUGGAGGACAUGCUUGCAACAAAAAGAGCCCAAGAUUUCCUUACGGGCUGGUUCAUGCAGCCACUUGUCCAUGGUGAUUAUCCAAACUCUAUGAAGAAGCUUGUAGGCGACAAGAUCCCGAAAUUCUCAAAGGAUCAAUGGAGGAAACUUAUCGGUGCCUUUGACUUUAUAGGAGUGAAUUACUACAAUACUCUUGGUGUGAAGGAUAAUACCAAAAAUAUACCACAGGACCAGAGAGACUUUAUGACUGAUCCCUUGGUAGAAUUCUCAGUGGUGGAUCGCGAUGAAUCUGGCGCUAAGAUUUUGACAGCAUAUGGCCUUCAAGGUGUUUUGGAGCAUCUCAAGCAAAACUACGGUAACCCUCCUAUCUACAUUCAGGAAAAUGGAUAUCCUAUGCCGCAUGAUGCGACUCUCGAUGACGCUCCAAGGGUAAAAUACCUAUGUGCUCACGUAGGAAGCUUGCUCAAUGCCAUCAGGAAUGGAUCUAAUACGUUGGGAUACUUCACAUGGUCGUUCUUGGACUUGUUCGAACUUAUGGAGGGGUACGAGAGUUCUUAUGGCAUGUACUAUGUGGACUUUGAGGAUGAAGAACUGAAGAGGUACCCUAAGCUCUCUGCGCGUUGGUACACCAAUUUCCUCAACCGGGAACAGACUGUUAUUCGCGAAAACAAUCCAACGUCUGCAUCUAAUUCAUCGUAUGCUUGAUACGAUCAACAUAACCAAGCUGAAACUCUUGCCUUUGCUACGUUUAGUUCGAGAUUGUAACGAUUUUAUGGUAAACUCGGUUUAUUUCGUUGUUCUUGUGUACCUGUUACAGUUCAGUUUUUAAAAGUGAAUGUUCAACUAGGAUGUGUGCAA